CCCUUGGAGGCGGCACCGGCCCUGGGCCCCGAGGCCCGCCGCGCCCUAUCGGGCCCGAGCCGAGUGGCCCCGCGGAGCCGGCGCGCUCCCGCCUGCAGGGGGAGGGCGGACGGGGCGCGGGGACCGGCCAGGCCGCGGCGGGCGCUGUUUCUCUUUCACUUUCCUUCCCUCUGAGGCCGGCGCGCUGGCGGGCGAGGAGCGGUGGUGGCGGCGGCGGCGGCUGCCGCGGGAUAUGGGAAAGCCGAAUCACCAAAAGGAGUGAUGACCAGCGAUCUCGUGAUAAAUCUGGAUGUUAGUUCUCAUGCCUCAGGACAUCCAGUUGGGAACUCCACACCAGCUCCUGGGAUCAAACUUCAUCCACUUACUACCCCUCUUUGCCUGAACUACUAAAGCCUAGCUAACCACGAAUGGCUACCCAAAGGAAACACUUGGUGAAAGAUUUCAAUCCUUACAUCACCUGCUACAUCUGUAAAGGGUACCUGAUCAAGCCAACUACAGUGACGGAAUGCCUCCAUACCUUCUGCAAGACUUGUAUUGUCCAACACUUUGAAGAUAGCAAUGACUGUCCAAGGUGUGGCAACCAAGUGCAUGAGACAAAUCCAUUAGAAAUGUUGAGGUUGGAUAAUACAUUAGAGGAAAUUAUAUUUAAGCUGGUCCCUGGACUACGAGAACAGGAACUUGAGCGUGAAUCUGAAUUCUGGAAGAAAAAUAAGCCUCAAGAAAAUGGACAAGAUGAUACUUCAAAAGUUGACAAACCUAAAGUAGAUGAAGAAGGUGAUGAAAAUCAAGAUGAUAAAGACUAUCACAGAAGUGACCCACAAAUUGCUAUAUGUCUAGAUUGUUUACGAAAUAAUGGACAGUCAGGGGACAAUGUAGUAAAGGGUUUAAUGAAGAAAUUCAUUCGGUGUUCUACGCGUGUAACUGUGGGAACUAUUAAAAAAUUUUUAAGUUUGAAACUAAAACUUCCAAGUUCUUAUGAGUUGGAUGUGCUGUGCAAUGGUGAAAUUAUGGGGAAGGAUCACACUAUGGAAUUCAUCUACAUGACAAGAUGGCGACUAAGAGGCGAAAACUUUCGGUGUCUGAACUGCUCAGCUUCGCAAGUCUGCUCUCAGGAUGGCCCUUUGUAUCAGUCCUAUCCCAUGGUAUUGCAGUAUCGACCAAGAAUUGAUUUCGGUUAGACCAAGGGGCCUCGAUUCCCCCGAGAUGAAUCCUGCACUUUGUUUACUCAUCAACAGAUCGCACAGUGAACGGUGUGUGGACGAGAGGGACACAACCAGAUUUUCAGCAUGCAAAUAAGGCCAUUUGUCUGUCUCUAAAUUGUCAGUUACAUUUAUGUUGUUUCUAUUGAGAGUGAACCAAGUGCCAUUCUGCUACUGAACCAUCCGCAUAAGGUAUCUUUGCCGUCUCACGGUGUUCAGUACGGCCAGGGUUGGCAUCAGCUAGGUGUGCAGCCACAAUCCAGCCUCCCACGUAGCUUGCUUGCCUGUUCCCAGACUGUCCUGAUGUUUGAUUACACUAGUACUAUGACUCUGUGUGGUGUUGCAGUGUUCACAUACUUAAUAUUUUAUUAACUUUUGUUUAGAGUACUGUACAAGAAAUAAUUACUGUCUCUUGAAGUUAUUUUGUAUGGGAAAGUAUUUAGAAGAAUGGUUUUUGAGCCACUGUCCUGUUCUCAGUAAGCUUUUUGUGCAUGAAAUAGUUCACUCUUGAGUGUGCAAGUCUUUGGGGAAGAAUGCCAAUCAUUCUUAUCAUUAGAGCACAUGGUAGCAGUAGACCUUUUCAGUCCUCCAGCUGUGUAGUCUGCCAGUUGCACAAGGAGAGCAGCUUAGCCCUCGGGAUGGAAAAUGGGAGGGACUUCGUGGAGACCUGAGGUGGGAUUCACAACCAUUCAAGAUGUUGACAACUGGUCACAUUUACUCUAACAAAAUUAAUGCAUCAGUAAGGUCAGACUUUCAUAAUGCCUUAUGAAAAGCAGGUGCUGCUUCACGAAACGUCGCUGUGUAUAGCCUGUUUUAUGUGUGCGUCAUUAUAUUGUGGCUCCCAUUUAAUGAGUGCGGUGUCUCUCUUUUUAAGUUGGCCUUAGGUGUGUGUCAUUGUGGCAUGCAGAGGGUUAGGAUGAUUUUAAAUAUUAGGACUUUUAGAGCAGAUAACAUUAGCUGUUUUAUGGAUUUCAGAAGUCUCAAGGCAAUUACCAAUCAAAACUGUUAGUUACCUAUCACAUUUCCAAACCAUAUGCGUAAAAUAGAAUAAAUGCUGUGUAGUAGGUAAAUAUGCUAACCGAAAUUAAUGGUUUGAGGAUAUUUCAUUUUAGAUCCUGUAGUAAUCAGGGGGAAACGGGAUUCUGUUUUAUACAUAAAUUCAUUAAGUUCAGAGCUGUGAUAAUGUCCUUGAUUUUGCAGUUUUGUUAAGUCUUCCGUUCAUUUUGAGAUUAGUCUGCAAGUCAAAGAAAGUCUUGUUACCUUCAAUUAUAUGAAGAACUUCAUUUAAAAUCUUUUAAAAUUUACAGUUGUUUUCAAAAAACUUCUUUGGAAAUCAAGUUUUAUUAAUUGCUUCAAAAUAAACAAGUUAACCUCUAAAACUUAGGAAAAAUCUUGAAAGUUAGGAAAACUCUUUUAGAAAUCUGACAUGAGCACAAUCUGUGUGUUACACACAUAGUUUUUAUACUGUAUACAUUAUAGAUGUGCUACAUUUUCCAGUAAAAUGUAUCACGGAUUAAUGCCUUCUGAAUCUGAAAAUGCUUCUUGUAACAUUGUACAACUCUAAAAAACAUACAAAAUACAGCUAAAUCUUGAUAUACUUCACAACAUAAAAGGCUGAAACUUCAUAAUUAUCUCUUCCAUGUGUCUUUGUUUCAAGUUAGAGAGUCUGUAUUAAAGUCUUCUAUUGUUUUUGUUUUGACUUUUGUGACAAAGGUUAUGGCAAUGCUUUCUGAAUUUCAUUUUGUUAGAUUGUGUUUGUGCCUGGAAGGACUCACAAGCAGAAUUUAAAAGGCAGAUUUUUGUUAACUCUUUAAAAAUGGUUAGGUUACACUCAACCAAGAACAGAAUUUACUCUCCGCUACAGAAAUUAUUUUGCUGUGCUAUGAAAUCCAGUUCCCUGACAUCUCUAAGAAAUUUUAAAAUCGCAGUCAGUGAUUAAAAUGGUAUUUUACAUAUGGAAGUUAAUUAACUCAAAAUGGAUUGAGAGUGCAUUUUAAAAACCACAAAUGAGACCUGCAUGUGAUUGGGUCUCCAGCCAAACUUACAGCCUUAAAUCAGUUUUGUAUACCUGAUCUCUUUCAAUCUGGCCUGUUGUUGCCUCAUCUCAUGUAAUUUCACUCUUUUCCAAGGAAAUACUUAGGAAGCAAUUAUGGGAUUGAGAAUAGUUUUAUAUAAAACUCCGUUAUUCCAUGUUAACCUGUUAACAUUUUUACUGAAAUGCAAUGGAAUAUGUGCCAAAACAUGUGAAAGAAAACCUUAAGUAAAGAAGGGUAUCAGUUACGAGUUAGGGGAAGGUACUCAUUUUGUGAUGGUCCUGAGUAAUACAAUGUUACUAUUAAGAACCAUAGACUUCUUCAACCGACUUCUUUUGGUAUAUUCAACUAUGAUUUUCUAAGUAUGGGACUACUAUCAUGUCUAGCAAUACACUAAUUAUCCCCUAAGUCAGAUUGUGGAAUUUGUAAGAAACUAGGUACAGAAAAAAAUAUAUAGGCAACUUUUGUGGUUAGUUUUAUCAGCUUAGGGUACUAAUAAAAGUCUUUAUGUAAAUAACCUGUAGAAAUAAUCAUUUGAAUCCGCAAAAUUGGGGAAUCAAGUUAAAAUUUUUUAAUCUAUCGUUUCUUAAGCAACGAACUGAAAGAACUUUACUUCCAUAAAAGAUUUUACCAUCUGUUUUCUCUGCCUUAGAUAUCAGAGAUGUAAGAGGGUCAAGGAACCCGGGGUAUAAAGAAGGACUGUGGCUUAUAGAUCCCACUUUAGCUGGGGUCAUCACAUCCAUUAAUAGGAGAAUCAGAAUAUAGCCUUUUCUCUAGAUUAACAAAACACUUUUAAGAAGUAUAAAAAAUGAACUAAAAGGUUUAUUGAUGAGGUAAUAUAAGGUCUUUCAGUCUGGGGUGCAGGUACCUUGGGUAAUAUCUUUUAAUUACUUUUCUAAAAGUGUAUUAUUUCUUUAUUCAUUGGAAAUAUGUCCCAUACAAAUAUGCCACGUUUUAUAAAUGUAAUGAGUUUGCUCAACUACAUUAUACACUCCAAUUUAAUCUAAAUUUAAAUGACUCUCUAAGGGGGGGGAAAGUGUGUUAUAUAAUAUUGUGAGCUGUUUAGCUUUACUGAAAUCUUUAAGAGAAAGUGCCUCAUUGCUAAAGUGCAUUUCUGUUUAGAUUUGUUGCAUAAACUUUGAGUUAUCUGUACCUGUCUCUUAUGAAUGGUUUUGUAUCUAACUAGGCACUAAAGUUAAAGUAAUUUCUUUUUGAAAGAUUUUCAUAAGAAAUAGAGAUCACCAAAGACAUUCUACUGUUCAUUAAUAACCAUGGUAAGAGAGACAGUUUUAACAGUUUGGAGGUUGGAAUUUUUUAGGUUGCAGUUUAAUUUUAUAUAGUUAGUAACUCAAUAACCUUGAGUAACUACUAAAAUAUCACCAAAGAAAGGCUUUAAACUGAAUUUUUGUGAUGAGAUCAAUCAAAUGUGGGUUUUUCUUGCAAUAAUCAGAGCACACUUCCUUUCAAAUAUGUCCCUUGUUUUUCCAGCAUCACUUGAUAGGUCAAAUCCUCAAAGGUGAGAAAGAGAUGAAACACCACAAUUGGCUCCCCCUGGGUGUAAGGGGGAGAAAUGCAUCCUUUGAAAAGAAAACUAAAAUGGAAAAUUUAAACUCUUAUUUGAGAAGCUCUUUAAUCCAUUUCAUGGACGCCAUAUAAACUAAAACUGGGUUUAUUUAGUUCCUGGGUUCUUAAUAACAGAAGAAAUUUUACUAAAGGCAGACUUUAGUAGAAGUGCUGACCAUGCUGCUUACAUGUAUAGAAAAUUAGUACAUGCUAUUAGACUUCCAUAAGUAAAUGCUUUUUUUGUAUCCAAAAGCAAAUUUUUCAUAAAAGCCUAUUAUUUUUUAAAUUAACUCUUUGUCCUGUUUCUCAGUGAUUACUUUAUUGUGUUUAGAAUUUAGCCGUACAGCCCAGCUUGGCACAGUGGGUCCCAGAUCGAGAGCAUAUGCAUCAAGGAAGCAUUGCCACCCCCCCACCCCCCACCCCCAUUUUCCUUGGGAGCGGACACCAGGGCCACCUUGAAGGUACAGCUCACACGGUUCAGUCUUUCUGAUCGGCCACUAGACAAACCUCCUUGGAGACACUCUGUUACAUACUCUGGCUUAUCAUAAGGAAUCUUCCAGCAGGCUUAGCCUUAUAACCAGUAAGACUUUGGUUAUAGGAAUUGCAAAAAAUGAAGGAGUUCAUCAUAACUUUAACGUUUGGGAUGAGAAAACAUGAAAAUGCUCUUAAUACUUUAAAAUUUAUAUCCCUGCCCUAAGGAACGUAGCAUGUCUGCCAGAUCUGGUCUGUGAAAACCUGAAAAAUAUUAAAUAUACUAGAGACUCAGAAACCCUUUUGAAAGCACAAAAUAACCAGCCAAUUCUGGAUUUACUUGAUACACCUAGUAUCGUGUGUAGUAUUUUGAUGGAAAAACGUCAGAUUGAAAGUUCAUUAAAAUGCACUUAAAUACAAGAUGUUUAUGGUUUUUUCUUAAAGCAAAGACAUUUUCCCAAUAAUUUGAAAUUAUUCUCUUCCUCAUGUAAUGUAGUCUUCACAAAUAGUAUGUUUACUCACUAUCCUUACUGUAUUUGCAAAUAGAAUUAAAAUGCUUAAGCACUUCCUUUUCAGAAAGUUAUGAAAUUAAACUUAAAUAUAAUUUAUUUUAAAUGCUCAUUCAAAUAUGUAUACUCAUUCUGCCCCUUUUUCUAGGAUUCAGUACUGAGACAUUCAGAAAUCCUUUUAGUUUUAAUUCUCUUCAAAUAGAGAAUCAAGUGAAACAGAGGUAUUAAAAUACUGGGUCUAGUUUUCUUUCACCUUUCAGAGCUUUGUGGAGUAAAAAACUAAUCUAGAACAAAUGAAGAUUAAAUAUUUCUGGGCAAUGUAGAGCUAGGAAACAGAUCGUCUAUCCCUAGACUUCCCCUCAGUCCACUGGAACAGGCAGAAGUUCUACAUGUUAGAAAUGUCAUGGGAUCAGCCUACCAUUUUGGGGGGGGUCGGUUUUCUUUUGCUGUAUUUUUUAGAAUGGGGAUGGGGGCCCAAGUGUCCUUAUGAAGCUGUGGCCCACGAUAAGAGCUUGUGGGAGAGCGCCAGUGUCCGCGGCCUUCCCACAUCUGGCAACACAACAGCAAGCACCAGUUUUUAAUAGAGUAGCCCUCACGUGACAGAACCAUCCUAGAAUAUAUUGUACAGUUAUGUUGCUAAUUUUCCUUUGAAAUAUAAGAUAUUUUAAGCUUUUUUUGUCAAAAGUGGUAACAUCUUAAUACAGAUAAAAACCUUUUUGUGGUUGUAAGAUUUAGCUUAUAAAUCAUUCAAAUUGAAGUGAAAGAUUACCAGGUCAUUGUUAAUGACUUAGUCUAUUAAGAAUAUAUGUAUUUUUGUAAAGGAAAAGCACUUGUAGAUAUUUAAUCAGUACAAGAUAUAUGUCUGUUUUGCAGAAAUAAAAUGCUGCUUAGAGAUUCUCUUUAAAUAUUUUUUAUUUUUGUGCUCAAAUGUAUUUUCUGUUGAUCUAUGGAAUGUUCUGUAUAAAAAAGGUGUAUGGUUGUACUGUUGGGCUAGAUUCUUUUGUUUUUUAAAAUCUGGACUUAGCCAAGUAUAUUUGACCAUGUUAAAAAAUAGUAUCUUUGUUAUUAAAUUUUUGAUUGCAUAA
This is a messenger RNA of Lutra lutra (Eurasian river otter), 6860 nucleotides long. RefSeq names its product polycomb group ring finger 5 (gene PCGF5). The transcript has 10 exons. Gene Ontology annotation, biological process: regulation of transcription by RNA polymerase II. The record is from RefSeq and is a predicted model, not a curated record. Gene Ontology annotation, cellular component: PRC1 complex. Lineage: Eukaryota; Metazoa; Chordata; Mammalia; Carnivora; Mustelidae. The coding region runs from base 408 to 1178 and encodes 256 amino acids.